Colossoma macropomum (tambaqui) is the source of this 7316-nucleotide messenger RNA. It is a transcript of the gene slc25a37, whose product is annotated as solute carrier family 25 member 37. Gene Ontology annotation, molecular function: ferrous iron transmembrane transporter activity. Bases 366 to 1370 code for a protein of 334 amino acids. Gene Ontology annotation, biological process: iron import into the mitochondrion. Lineage: Eukaryota; Metazoa; Chordata; Actinopteri; Characiformes; Serrasalmidae. Gene Ontology annotation, cellular component: mitochondrial membrane. The record is from RefSeq and is a predicted model, not a curated record. The transcript has 4 exons.
CGGCUGCUCUGGAUCGCCGUGGAAUCAAAGCGGGAGCUGCUGGGAAUGCGGAGAGGCGAGGAUUAAAAACGGGAAAGCGAAGGGGCAACUACGGAAUGUUGAUGCAUCAAUAAUAUGAAAUCGUGUCCAAAAAACUGUCAAAAAAAGAGAAAAACGAGAGAAGAGACAGUAAAAGUUGUUCGUUGGUGGCUGGAUUUGUUUUGAGUGCCGCCCCCGUAAAUGACGUCGUGACGUCACGGCUGUUCCGUAACGCGGCCAUGGUGGACCCGCCGACUCGACUCGGGGCGGCUGACUGUGAGUGAGUGAGAGAGAGAGAGAGAGAGAGAGAGAGGAGAGAAACUCGUUCUCGGCUCAGUCCCUCCCGCAUGGAGUUGCGAACCGAGCCGGUCGUGGCCAGCUUGGAGAUGUCGGAGACCUCCGAGGCGGAGGAGUAUGAGAGCCUGCCGCCUCACGCUUCCCUGGCGACGCACAUGACAGCGGGCGCCGUGGCGGGAGUGCUGGAGCACACGGUCAUGUACCCGGUGGACUCGGUCAAAACCCGUAUGCAGAGUUUACAGCCAGACCCGAAGGCUCAGUACCGAAGUGUGUAUGGAGCGCUGCGGAGGAUUGUCAGAACUGAGGGCCUCCUGCGGCCCCUCAGGGGCCUCAACAUCACUGUGCUGGGGGCCGGCCCCGCCCACGCCCUUUACUUCGCCUGCUACGAGCGCAUCAAGCGCAGCCUCAGCGAUGUCAUUCAGAACGGAGGCAACAGCCACAUUGCCAAUGGGCUUGCAGGAAGUGUAGCGACUGUGCUCCAUGAUGCAGUUAUGAAUCCUGCUGAAGUGGUAAAGCAGCGCAUGCAGAUGUAUAACUCCCCCUACCGAGGCCUCUGGGAUUGCGUACUGACGGUCAGUCGUAAGGAGGGCCUGGCCGCCUUCUACCGCAGCUACAGCACGCAGCUCACCAUGAACAUUCCCUUCCAGGCUGUGCACUUCAUCACCUACGAGUUCAUGCAGGAGCGGCUGAACCCUCAGCGGCAGUACUGGCCUGGGACACACAUUCUUUCGGGUGCGGCAGCCGGAGCGGUGUCGGCCGCGGUCACCACGCCGCUGGAUGUUUGCAAAACCCUCCUGAACACGCAGGAGAACGUGGCCCUCAGCUCGGCGCAUGUGAGCGGCCACCUCUCGGGCAUGGCCAACGCCUUCAGGACGGUCUACCGGUUGGGUGGCCUGCCGGCCUUCUUCAAGGGCGUGAGGGCGAGGGUCAUCUACCAGAUGCCCUCCACAGCAAUCGCGUGGUCUGUCUAUGAGUUCUUCAAGUACUUCUUGACCCAGCAUGAGCAGCACAGCCUGGAACUGUCGAGGGAGGCAGACAAGACCGGGCCAACAUGAGGCUAGGGCAGUGGUUCCUGAUCCUGGUCCUGGAGUAACCUGCCCUGCGCCAACAUACCUGAUCCAGCCAAUCAGCUAAAUGAUCUGUCUGUGCUCCGCCCACAAGUGUGUUGUUAUAGCUGUCGUUGUGAGGUUGUAAAAGCUUUACAGAACAUUCACAGAAAUUCCCAGGUUUGGGCAUCAAAUUAUGAUGAAUGUUUUGUUGAUUUUCUAAGUGCUUUCAAAUAAGACUACCCUUAUAAAGCAUUCAUUAAUGGUUUAAAAUGAGUUUGUUUAAUGGUUAUGAAUUAGGCCAUAAAGACCUUUUUAAAGACCGCAUUAAUAAGCAGUUACAACACAAAUAAAAAGGGCAACUUUGACCUGUUGUUUGCCUAAAAGUGAACAGUUGUUCAUUUAUACUUCUAAAACUCAGAUUUUCAUGUUUACUGAUCUUACUUUGUCUUCAUCAGUAAGCAUUAAACUCAGUUUCAUCAUAUAUUCAGAUUCAUCAGAUAUAACUUCUCACUUUUGCCCUUUUUAUUAAUGUGUUAUAACUGUUUAUGAAUGCCUUUUUAAAAAGUGUAUGACCUAAAUAAUAACCAUGAACAAGCUAUUUUUAAACUCAUAAUUCAUAAACACUUUAUAAGGGUAGUCUCAUUUUAAGGUGGUACCCAUUUUUUCACACUGUUUUAAACAGCGUAUAAUAUUUAAGUACUGCAGAACUUCACAUAGAAAAUCAACAAAUCUAUGUGUUUUGACCAGGGAUAUUCAAACUAUUGCAUAGGACAGUAAAGGUUCUUGUGGUAGAUGGUUGUGUAAUCUGUUUUGGAGAUAAACACAAACUUGAUAAGCUAAUCAUAAUGUUUGAACAUUGACUGACUAGCACUUUAAGGUUUGCUAGCUAGCUAAGUUAAUGUCAUAGCCUGCGCGUCUUCUGUAGAGCUCAUCCAACCUAAUAACAGUUACUACGAAAGUCUGCUUUUGUGGGCGGAGUCUGGAUAGGUCAAUUAACAAGCCCUUCUAAAUACUAAAAUAUACCAGACAGGGACACUCCAGAAACAGGUUUGAGGACCACUAGGGGGUUAAGUUUACUGACACUGUCCACUCUUGGGGCUUCAUAAAGAGCCCUCAGGACAGAAUCAGCGCUACACAGAGAGAAGACGGUGGGAAGACCAACCGUGUUUGUCUUUGUCACACUGUGUGCAUAAAAUUGCCCCAAGUUCUCUUCAAAACAGAUGAAGUUCAACUCUAAAAAUGGAAAAGAAGAAUGUAGACAUCCGCUUGUGAUGGAACGAGCACUUCCUCUCCUUUCGUAAUCACGUUGUUGGUUCUGUUUUCUCAGAUGAAAUAUUUAUUUAUUGGAAGAAUUUAUUGCUGUUACAAGCAGGAAACAUAUUUAGACAUAAGAAUAUGUACACAAAUGUGCGCAUGCGAAAACGUCCCCACAGAAAGGAAGAAAAGAAUGAGAACAGACUUGAGUUUGUCUGAUGUCCACACUUUGGGUCUGAUUCUGCCAGAGCAGCCUUGUACUACCUUUAUUCUUGGAGUCAUUGCACAUCACAGUAAGUGCACCAUUGCCACUAAAUUGAUCAUGUUGUGCCGUGAUGGUGUGACCAGUAGGUGUGCCACAGGAAUCAGACCCAAAGUCACAUCCUUCCAAUCCCUCUGUUUCUAUGGUAACAAGAGACGGCAAUACAUUUAGCCUUGCCCGUGUUUUUAAAUUUGAUGUAGGAAAUUUGUAUUUAUUUCUUUUUGUUCAGAUUUCCAGGGCUUCUGCUUCUCCAGACUUCGGAAGGUCAUCUGAGUAUUUAUAAAGGACUGUUUAACACAACACAUCCCCCAGUUCUGCUGCAUGACAAAUACGGAACAAGUGUGUUUUUAAGAAAAGUGCUCUUCUUUGGCAAAAGGCAGUCUUUACUACAGGUUGAGGCAUUUAUCUUCAAUGACUAAUAUUGUCCAUCGAUUUCAAUUAAUAAUAUCGUUGCUGUCGUGUAAAAACCUCUUAAUUUCUUUCUUUUUUUUUUUUACUCUUUUGCCUAAUUUGAAAACUCCAGUUAUCGUUUGCAUUGUAUGAUUAACAGUCCAACAUAAAUUGCCCAAAAUGAAUGCUUUAUCUUCUGAUAUAAAGUUACCAUUUUGGCAAUAUGAGGUUUUGUUCUGACAGCGACAAUAUUUGUGCAAUUGACGGGUCCAAAGAAGAUAAAGAUUUUACACCGCAUUUCCUAGUCAGAUUCGUUAUUAACUACGGCAUUUUACACCUUCAAAUGUAUAUGUACUUUUAAAAAAUUAUUUUAAUGUACUAGCGUAAAGAGAGAACUGGAUUUAGGCCAGAAGUCUCCAAAAUCCUGACCUUGAAUCCAGUUUUCAGUUAAAGGUAAAUUCCACUUUUUUCUGCGUAAUUAAAUGGUCACUAUAUACACAGUCAUUCAGAGUGAUUUGGUGUGAAAUGCUCCGUUGUAGAGAAACUUGCAGACUUAGCUUUGUUCAGAGUGGUGGUGUUAGGAACCAGACGGCAGAAGCUUUUAAUGGCUUCUGGAAGCUACGUCACAGAAAUAUAUUACAUGAUGAAUAAGUUGUCUAAUGCCAGAAUUUAACAGUAUUCAACAGUAGUUUUGGAUAGUAGAUGAAACUGCUAUGUUUGCAUUGUAGACAUUGUGACCUCUGUUUCCUGCCAGCACCACUGUAUGUUUGUCUACAACAAACCACUCUGAAUGACUUUGUCUACAUCUCAGUGAUACAGAAAUUUUGAAAAAUCAGUGGAAUUCUCCGUAACUGUUGAUGUCACUGAUUGGCAGCCUAGUGUCUCGUCUGCAAGUCUUUACAAAAUCUGAAAAAACUGAUUACCACCCGAUCCGGAUACUGGAUUCAAGCUCCGGUUUUGAAGGCCUCUGAUUUUUGCAAUGACGUGCUGGAGUUCAAACUCUUAACAAGUGGUUAAUUUAAGUUAUUUCAGUAUGUUUUACUGUUGUGAGUGAUAAUGACACCUAACGAUUAAGCACUUAACCAUUCCGGACAAAUUAUAAGCAUGUUUUAGGCUAUGCCACUGUAAUGGCUGCUUAGCACCAACAGCUACAGCAGUGGGCUUUGACUGAAUAGAUCUUAAUUGCUUAAUCCGGGACCACGCUAGGAAUUUGAUCAGUGUUCUGAUCAGUGUUUGUUGAAGUUGUCAGUUUUGUACUGAUAGAAUUGUGUGCUUUACUCUCUCUGGCCUCUUUCAGUAAAACAUUGAAGUUAGUUAAACAUAUAGGGCUGGUUUCCCAGACCCAGAUUAAGCCUAAACCUAGACUAAAAAGACCUCCUAGUGGUGAUUCUUCAUUGGUACUUAAUCCAUGUGUGGGAAACUGGCCCAAAGUGCGUAUAUCUGCCCUUACAACCCACAAGCCUUGAGUGAUAUUUCCAUAGCAAGGUACAAAAACCUGUUUGUGAAUAUGCAGUACAACAAAAAUCCUGUUUUCUCCUAAUUGCAAAGCUUGUGUGUCUCUAGAUCCUAUAUCUAGAUGCCUUCUCCCAUUCGUAAUGGAUGUUGACUUGGCUCAAGAGUCUGCCUUUGAGCAUUGAGUGCUUUGCACUGAAAUCACGCACAACAGUAUAAAGUCCUUGGAAGUGUAAUAUUGUAUAUAUUGUACUAUAUAACUGAGAGGUGUCAGCACUGGCAGCUUUUUCUUUAUUUUUUGGAUAUUUAGCUCUUAUUUUAGAGCAUGUGUAUGCUGGUUCCAGUGGGGGACCAACAGUCUAAUGGUAAAUGCACUCACCAAAUGCAUGGAUGCCUCAUCCCACGUCUUUAUUAGAGCCCGGCCAGUAUGAAAAUUGGCACCAAUAUCAAGUUUGAGCUAAAAAUGAAAAAGAAAAAUGUCGUUCUAUUGUAAGAAAAAAUAUUGCCGCUUUAUUUGUGGGAUUUUUGUUGAUGCCGAUAAUAUCGGCAGAUUUUAUCAGCCGACUGAUACAUCGGUCAGGCUUUAGCUUUUGUAUUUUCUUAUUUCACUCUUCAUUUACAGAGUCUAAGAUAUUGUUCACGUGUACAUAUUUAGUAAUGAUCAAAGUAACGUCUCAGACUGACCUUGUAGCAAGUCAGAAGAAAUAUAACCUUUUAGCACAUCACGAUACAGUCAUCCCCUUUACUUGUGGACCGUCUGGAUCUGAUGUGUUUCUAUGAUCUAUGCAGCUUCAUCCCAUGAUAACUAUGGGUAACUGACAGGGAUGUUGGUGGGUUUGCGAGGUUUUGGUGUUGAGGCUGGUUCAAAUGGCUUGGCAGAGGGUCCUUCCUCUGUCCACUUCCUGUUCCCAUUGCCGCCCUUUUCCCAGACUUCUGUCCCCGAACGGCUCGGAAGUGUUAGACAUUCCUCUAAAUUCCACCGGAAUCUGUGAAUCCGAGGAGAUUUGUUUGUUUGCCUUUGAUUAAACGCUGGUUUAGUGUUUCAUUCGCUAAAUGCAUUUUUUUUGAAGCACAUUAAUUACUUUAUACUCAAAGACCCAAAGACUUACUUUAAAUGCUCACUCACACACAGCGUAGCUUGAAAACAGAUGCCACCAUAAAAAACAGCUGACAUAAAGUAGUGGUUUUAAUGUUGUUAAAAGGAAUAGCUCAACCAAACAUGCUAACAUGGCUAACAACAAACUAGUAGCCAAACUAGUAGCCAUUAGCAUGACCCAAUUUGCCUAAUGCUGUUCAUUCAUUCACUCUUAGCAACAUUAGCUUUUUUGACCAAGCUGUUAUUUUAAGAAUGUACUUAUCAGCAAUAGCCCUGAAUGUUUCCUUAGAUAGGAGCCUUAAAUUGCCUUUUUCUGUUUGUUUUUAUGUGUGUUGAUUUUAGCUUGUAUUAAAUGCACAGUGGCUAUGAAGCCCUGGUAUAGAAUUGCUUUUCUAGCCCAUGAAAUAAGUAUUUAAGGUAGAACUUGAAGAAAUGAUAUGGUGGAAAUUUUAAUUUACACAAUUGUACACUUAUCCCGGGUUUAGUUGAUCAGCUGAGAUAUUUUGUCCAAGUUUUGCCUAGUUUAGAACUGGAGAUAUGAGGCUAACGUUGCUGACAAACACGAGUCAAUAGGCACCCAAAUUGUUACCCAGAUCCUUUCGGUAAAUACAUCCUCACAACUUUUCUCACCCACACCUUGGCCGUCAUUAAGGCCAGACAGACUUGUUGAUGGGGUCUAGGACACAUUAUGACCUACUGUGAAGUGCAAAAAUGAGCAAAAACUCACCUUGUUGUCGAACGCUGUGUUCAUUUUUGUAGUUCUCAUUGUCAUUGUGUCCUUAACCACAUCAGCCAGUCUGUGUGACCUUAUUGAAGAUCUGAAUGCAGUUUGAGUGGGUUAUAAGAAGUUUUGAGGAUGUUUUUACAGAAAAGAUUUGGGUGACUACUGACUUCUAGUGUCUCUUAGCAGCAUUAACCUUGUAGCUCAUGUCUUGGCUGAUCACCUACAUCAACUACAAGUGGCAAAUUGUCGAAAUUAGAUUUUUUUGCCAAACCAUUCCUUUAACGAUGGCUAUUUUAUUUAUUGUUUAUAACUGCACAGAACCUGAUCUUUAGUCUCAAUCUUUAUAUCUGCUGUCAGAUUGCUUUAUGCUGUACUCUGUUAAUGUGUGUUAACUAACUCUCUAUUUCUGUAAUUCUCGUCUGGCUCACUCUGUGAUCGAUUCAUUGUGAAACAUCUGUCUCUGCGCUGUUGGCUGUAGGAAAGUAUAAGUCUUCAUGCGUGUCCGUUUCAUGUUUUAUUUGUGAGUGCAACAGGGUUGCCACACCCUUCCAAAACCUGCAUUUUCACAACUGAAGAAUAAGACUCCAACCAUUGGACACAGCUGCUUUCUCUGCGCACAAAACCGGAAGGAAUAUUGAAUACAGAGUGCCAUCUAGAGUACUAAAGAUACUUUACAAUGGAGACAGUAACGUAGAUGCAAAAUGUUUAUUGAUUUGUGAAAAUGCUGCUACAGUUUGUAACACUGGAGCCGAAAUAAAAAGUUACUAAAUUUUA